Amphimedon queenslandica is the source of this 1647-nucleotide messenger RNA. RefSeq lists its product as uncharacterized. Lineage: Eukaryota; Metazoa; Porifera; Demospongiae; Haplosclerida; Niphatidae. The coding region runs from base 1 to 1647 and encodes 548 amino acids. Gene Ontology annotation, biological process: calcium ion transmembrane transport. The record is from RefSeq and is a predicted model, not a curated record. Gene Ontology annotation, molecular function: calcium channel activity. The transcript has 19 exons. Gene Ontology annotation, cellular component: membrane.
AUGGCUACGCUUGCUGAGGCAGGCCAUGGCUCUCUGCACUUUGGUGAUACUGUUCUUUUUCUUAUUAAGACAAAAGAUUAUCAAGGCUAUGUUUACUCUGAGCUUUCAAGCUCUCCCUUUUUAACUGUGUAUAACUUGAAAGAGCAUAAUGAAAAGAAUCCAGAUUUUCCAAACAUUGCUUUUGCUUCUUUUAAAAUAAUGGCUCCGAACAAAUACAAGGCAAAGCAGCAACUAAAGCAGGCCCAACUAGAUCCUGAGAGUCAAGAGUAUCGCAAUGCCUUGCGUGCUUUUAAAACCGAGGAAGCAGAAAAUAAGCUUGAACAGAAGAGGCAUUUUGGCAGUCGAGUUUUAUAUGGUGAUUCAAUUCAACUUCAACAUGUUGCUUCAAAAAAGUUUGUCAAAGUUUGCUCUGAAGCUUCAAAGACAGAGAGCAACAACUUGCUUGUCAGUUUGUCUGAAGAGAAUUUUGAAGAAUGCAUUUUUAAGAUAUUACCACGUUACAAAGUUCGAUCAGAAGGAGAUGAAGUUAGGUAUAAUGAUCAGUUGAAGAUUGAAAAUAUUAAGAAUCAGGGACAGUACCUGCACUGUAGUGGACCGAAUCACACACUGGGAACUGCAAAAUUCAAUGUCCUUACUGACUGUUUUGAGUUAAACUUGUCAGCAACAGAAUCAGCUUUAACUCUCAUUCCUCAUUACUCCCCUUUUGUAAACAAGCAUCCUGACAAGGCACUCAGAGCUGGUACUUGUGUGAGGUUAUUUCAUAAAGAGGAUGAAUGUUACAUUGUUGCUGAAGGAUCAUUUGCUUUUGCUAAAGAAUCAUUUGCUUCCCUUAAAGAAACAAUAGGUGAUAAAAGGAGUGAUCCUAUCAUUGAAGAUGGUGAUGUCAUUGCAUGGAGGGACAGGUGCAGGCUCAAGCAUCUUCCCACUAGGUGUUAUUUAGCAGUUGUGGAGGAUAUGGGUCAAUGGAAAGUCACUUUGAAAGAAAAGACAAGUGAUAAUGAUUUGGACACAAUCUUCAGCUUUUCUCCUCUUAUAGAGGAAGGUGAGGAGGUACUGUUAGAAUCUUAUGCUCUCAUUCAGCAUCGUCGCAGUGGACAAUGGCUUCAUUUAGAAAAGAAAAAUUCUUACACAAGGAAAGGCUUUGAUCCUAAAGCUGAAGGUUUGGCUGGUCUAGAGUGGGACUCUGCUGAACUAUUAAUGGUGACUGAAGAUUUGGUAGACAGGUUCAACUAUGUGGCUGGUAUAGUUCCUAUGCUUUCUGGAUACAUUAAACAACUUCACAGUAAGACAGAAGGCAAGCAGAAGCAGUUGGUGCGAGUGAAGAAUGCAUUGGUUGAUUUAAAAAAUUGGAUAAUAGAUGAUAAGGAGAGAAAUACAAAAAACAAUCAGAAGCUUCUUAGAAAUUUGAGGGUACUUGAGCAACUUCAUGAGAUUCUAAAAUUUGCUGAAGAUGGUACUUUCAAAGGAUCAAGUCUUCAUAUUACUAUUUGUCGUGAGUGUUACAAUGUUAUAAAGACAUUCCUUGAAGGAGACAGUCGCAAGAAUGAAAACUAUCUCGCUCAGUUUAUAGCAUUCUUUCAGCAACAUGUUCGGAAAGAACUUAAUGCUGAAGAAGUUCUGGUUGAAAUUGUUCAAGACAAUAUGUGA